AUGGCGAGAAAGAUCACGACAGUAGAAAUCCUGCUGCACAACAAGCUAGACGAUGUAUGGAUUGUCGUCGAUGGAGAGGUGUACGACAUGACUGAAUUCGCACCUGAUCAUCCUGGAGGAGCGGAGAUUAUACACAAGUUUGCCGGAAAGGACGCCACAGAGGAAUAUGGCCGCGUUCAUUCGCCUUCAUUGAUUAGAGAGACUCUCGGACCAAAAGGCCAUGUCGGAUCGCUGGAUACGUCAACAAUAACAGAAGACUGGAGAAUAGCCAAUCAACCGGCAGACCAAUCCGCCUCGGGACCUUCAAAAGAAAAGCCCACUCUGGACGAAAUCUUCAACAUGGAUGACUUUGAAAAGGCGGCACAGUUGACGCUGUCGAGGAAGUCAUGGGCAUACAUCAAGGGCGGCUCCAACGACAAUAUCACGCGAGAUGCCAACAGCUCCAUGCUGCGAAAAAUCUGGCUGCGCCCAAAGGUCCUUCGCAAUGUUGGGAGUGUCACUGCACGGACGAGCUUGUUUGGAUGCGACCUCGAGAUGCCCGUCUUCAUCUCUCCUACCGGCGCUGCGAAAGCGGGCGGCGCCGAGGGCGAGCUGACCUUGGCCCGAGGAGCUGGUGCUGCAGGCAUUGUGCAUUGUUUCGCAACCCCAUCGUCCUACACUCACCUAGAGAUCCUGCAGGAGACGAGGCGUCAUGCCUUCUUCCAGUUGUACGUCAACAAAGACCGGUCCAAGUCCGAGGCCAUUGUCCGCGCGAUCGAGGCCACCGGCAAAGUCAAGGCCAUUCUGGUGACUGUUGACGUCCCCGUCAUUCCCAAGAGAGAAGAUGACGAGCGCGUAAAGUCAAACGAACAGCUGCAGAUAGCCGGGAUCGGAUUGAAACCCGAAACUGCAAAGGGAGACAAACGGGGAGCCGGUCUUGCGCGCCAAGUGUCGUCGUUUAUCGACCCGACAUUUACUUGGGAUGACUUGAAAUGGCUGCGAAGCAUCACUGAGAUUCCCAUUGUUGUCAAGGGCAUUCAAUGUGCUGCUGAUGCGAAUAUGGCUGCGAAAUUGGGGGCUCAAGGCAUCGUCAUCAGUAACCACGGCGGUCGAGCUGCUGAUACUGCGCCGCCAACCAUUCUUGUGCUGUUGGAACUGCAGAAGCAGUGUCCUGAGAUAUUCGGAAAGCUCGAGGUUCUGAUUGACGGAGGCUUUCGGCGAGGAUCAGAUAUCGUCAAGGCGGUUUGCUUGGGUGCAUCUGCCGUGGGACUCGGCAGGCCAUUUCUCUACUCGUUGGGCUAUGGCCAGGAGGGCGUAGAGCGCGCCGCGUGGAUUCUCAAGGACGAGAUCGAGACGGCUAUGCGUCUGUGUGGCAUGACUGAUCUGAUGCGGGAUGCACAUCCCGACUUUGUCAACACGAGCAGCCUUGACUUUAUGGUGCCUGGACUGAAGCAUCCCUACGCUCGCAAAGUCAACAAGUCACAGGGGUGGCUGAGCUCACUGCGGUCCAAGCUGUAA
This is a messenger RNA of Trichoderma reesei QM6a, 1497 nucleotides long. RefSeq lists its product as uncharacterized. Lineage: Eukaryota; Fungi; Ascomycota; Sordariomycetes; Hypocreales; Hypocreaceae. The record is from RefSeq and is a predicted model, not a curated record. The transcript has 3 exons. Bases 1 to 1497 code for a protein of 498 amino acids. Gene Ontology annotation, molecular function: oxidoreductase activity.